AUGUUUUCUGCUGUUUUCACUCUCCUCGGUAUGAUUGGCGCUGCCAUGGCAUUACCGGCUUUGCGGAUGCGCCAAACUGGCGCAUCUUGUGCAGGCUUGGGCACGGGCGCAACAGAUACUGCGACGUUCAACUUCACGCUCACUGCAUACAGCUCCACGGAUGAGGGUACGACAACCUAUCCGUUGGUACUCGCAUAUGGGCCUCCUGGUGACAGUCCUGCCGCCAGCGAAUGGGUCUAUUCAACGUAUGCUUCAUGGGGCUCAAAUUCGUGGCCUUACAACACCCUUAUAGAGGGCGCAGUUUACCCCCAACCGGGACCUAAUGAACAAGGUCUUGGAGCGUACGACUUCGAGGUGCAAACCGGCGGAGAGGUGGCAUUCUUUGUUACGGUCGAAGAAUCGAAUCCGCAGCCAGCUGAGAUUUAUUGCGCUGUUCCAGAUACUUCCUCAAAUGACUAUGUGCUCGCUGUGAACAACGACCCGAACAACUUCUCCUUAUACAGCCGCGAUGACUUCACCUUCGCCCGACUCAGCGACCUGAAGUUACCAGUCACAUUCCGCAUAUCUCAACUGGAGGGUACACGGAAAUCGCGGCCAUAUACCGAACUUCUAGAGAAACCGGAGCUGCGCUUCCAUGGAGUGCAACAAUCUCCCGAACUUUCUGAUCUCUACGUAACAUGUCAACUGGUGGCAGAUAACAAGCCUCUCACCAUCCCGUUUAGAACAUCUCACAAGGCCUUCAAGAAGGAUUAUACGUGGAAUGAAUGGAUUACGCUCCCCAUACGCUAUUGUGACUUGCCAUUAAGCGCACAGGUUACAUUCACCGUGUGGGACAUAGCAGGUCCAAGGUCUGCGGUUCCAGUCGGAGGGUCCACUUUUCGCCUUUUCGGGAAGAAAUGGAGUUUGAGGAGGGGGAAGCACCGGCUGCUGCUCUGGCCAGACCGUGAGGCUGAUGGUGCCAUUGAGACCACCACUCCUAGCAAAGUGGGGACGCGAGACGAGAUGGGUAGACUAGAGAAGCUUGUCAAGAAGUACGAGCGAGGAGACAUGCCAAAGUCCGACUGGUUAGAUCCUACGACUUUCCGUAAGAUGGCUGAGAUACAUGCCGCUGAAACGGAGAAAUCCGAAAACCUCUUUCUCUACAUCGACCUUCCUCGAUUUGACUUUCCGGUCAUCUUUAGUGAACCUGACUCCUCCAAUACUGCAUCCACGUCUACAUCCGUCGCUCAGCCAGCUCCGCCUGUCUCUGUUGCUCCGCAGCAGAGCGUUCUCACUGACGCCUCUCUUUGGGCUGUCGUAGACCCAGAUGUAGUGCGUGAAAACCCGGUCGAAGACAAACACCGUCGACUUGUCCGUAGUCAUCGAAGCAGCCCAUACGACCGAGAAUUAAAACCAAACGCUAAGAUCAGAGAUGAACUUUCAGAAAUCCUCAAUUAUGCACCCAGUCAGCCAUUGACCUCGGAAGAGAAGGAUCUGAUAUGGAAAUUCAGGUUCUACCUCACGAGGGACAAACGUGGUUUGACAAAGUUCCUAAAAUCUGUGACUUGGAGGGACCCCUCAGAGGUCAAGCAGGCUGUGGAAGAGCUAUUGCCACAAUGGACGGAGAUAGAUACUGAUGAUGCGCUCGAGUUACUGGGCCCUAACAUAGUCGACUCCCGCGUACGGGCAUUUGCAGUGAAGCAGCUCAGUAGAGCGGAUGACGAUGAAUUAUUGUUAUAUCUCCUCCAGCUAGUUCAGGCGCUCAAGUUCGAGAGUGCUGCUAGCGAUCAACGGUCGUCGCGCUCAACGUCCAGCGCUAUAUCCUACGAUGAUAGCGGUUUGGCCGACUUCCUCGUCGCUCGGGCUGUGCGGAAUCCAAUCCUAGGUAAUAGACUUCAUUGGUACCUCAUGGUGGAGGUCGCAACGAAAGACGAAGUAAUUGCAAGGAUGUAUGGAAAGGUUGUGUUCAAAUUUAUGGGAAAGCUCGAAGCUGAGGGUGGCACGGAGAGGCGGGAGUUGAUGCGCCGACAGGGGGAGCUGGUUGCCACUCUCGCUAAGCGCGCUAGAGAUCUCCGCAUGUCUAAAGAUCCGCGGCCGAAGAAGAUAGAGAAGCUGCGCGCAUUCCUUGCAGAUUCGAAGAACAGCCUCGCAUUGAUGACGCCCUUGCCACUUCCACUGAACGCGCGUGUGGAGGUGACGGGGAUUAUCGCAGAGAAAUCGAGCGUAUUCAAGUCGAACAUGUUCCCGAUGCUCUUGUACUUCCAGUGCAUCGAUGGGUCCGAGUAUCCCCUAAUAUUCAAGGACGGCGAUGAUAUGCGCCAGGAUCAACUCGUGAUACAGCUAUUUACGCUGAUGGAUCGACUGCUGAGGAAGGAGAAUUUGGACCUGAAGCUGAGCCCUUAUGACGUCCUCGCGACAGGCCCAGCGCAGGGAAUGGCUCAGUUCAUUCCGAGUAAGACUAUUGCGGCCAUCGUUAGCGAGCACGGGACACUUCUCAACUACCUAAGGGCACAUUACCCGGACGAGGGUAGUGUUGGAACUUAUGGAGUUGAACCUGGAGUGAUCGAUACAUUCGUCAAAAGCUGCGCUGGGUAUUGUGUCGUCACUUACCUCCUUGGUGUUGGUGAUCGGCAUCUUGACAACCUGCUACUUGCUCCAGAUGGCCAUUUCUUUCAUGUCGACUUCGGUUAUAUCCUCGGACGAGAUCCGAAGCCGCUGGCGCCACCUGUGAAAGUGUGUAAAGAGAUGGUCGAUGCGAUGGGCGGUGUACAGUCCGUGCACUACACCCGGUUCAAGAACUUUUGUUUCACCGCCUUUACCAUUUUGCGCAAAAGCGCUAAUCUCAUCCUGAACUUGGUCACGCUGAUGGUGGAUGCAAAUAUCCCCCAUAUCAAGCAUCGUGAUGUGCAUGAGCAGGUACUGGGCAAGUUCUGCCUGGAUAUGACCGAAGAGCAGGCAAUUGAGCACUUCGAGAAGUUGCUCAACGAUAUUUCGCCGUUCACCGUAGUGUUGGAUCGGAUGCAUGACUGGGCACAGUAUUGGAGAAGUUAG
Fibroporia radiculosa is the source of this 3030-nucleotide messenger RNA. RefSeq lists its product as uncharacterized. The transcript has 16 exons. Gene Ontology annotation, biological process: autophagosome assembly; endocytosis; autophagy of peroxisome. The record is from RefSeq and is a predicted model, not a curated record. The coding region runs from base 1 to 3030 and encodes 1009 amino acids. Gene Ontology annotation, cellular component: phosphatidylinositol 3-kinase complex, class III, type II; membrane; cytoplasm. Gene Ontology annotation, molecular function: 1-phosphatidylinositol-3-kinase activity. Lineage: Eukaryota; Fungi; Basidiomycota; Agaricomycetes; Polyporales; Fibroporiaceae.